AUGGACCCUGUUCGACUCAAGACCAUUUCUCCGGCCGAUAUAGAUGCCCUUAGCCCUGAGCAACAGUUUGCCCUCGUGGACAGCUCAAGCAUCCUGUCUGAUCAACAGAACAGCAACCAAGAACCAUCGGCACCAUCAACACCAUCAGCACCAACGGUCCAUUCAAGAGUGAUCCGCUUUCCAAGCCACCCUUACCACACCGACGAGCAGUGGUCGCAAUUACUCCCACAUGAACUGCACGCUCUGUCAACUGCUUCGGCCCAGGCACUGCAUCUGAUCGGCUGCUCGUUCUCGUCCGUCUCGGGAUGGCCGCAGACGCUCGAUCGAGUCUCGGAGCUUUACAUCAAGGGCUCGCUACCCAGCACCGCCUUUGCCAGCAUGGCCGGGAUGCCAGAGAUGCCUAAUCUGGCCGUGCUGGUCCUCUCGAAUGGGCCCUCGAGCCUCGAGGGAAUGCCCGCAUGCCUUCCCUCGCUCCGUCGCCUCGAUUUGUCCCAAUGCGAUCACAUCACCUCGCUCAAGGGUAUAUCUCAAAUGCCAAGGCUCGAGGAUUUGACCCUGCCGCUUUCGAUCGAAAGCCUCAGGGACUUCCCUCCGAUCCACCACCGGCUCAUCUACUUCAACCUUGCCGAGUGCGACAGGCUCGUCUCGCUCAAGGGAAUGCCUGCGAUGCGCUAUCUGACCACCCUGAUCCUGCCAAGCGGGCUACGGGGCUUCCAGAAAAUGCCACGCUGUCUGCCCUCUCUCCGCCGCCUGGAUCUAUCGCGCUGCAGCCGCAUCACCAGCUUCAAAGGAAUGGCCCAGAUGCGCAAGAUUCGAGAGAUUGCCCUGCCGAAAUCGACCGUGAGCUUUGAAUGCCUCUUUCAGCAGCUUGAGUAUCUGGGCGAGCUCCGUAACUGGGAAUAUGACACCGUCGUGUCCAAGCUCAACAUCCUGAAGCUUCCAAAGAACUUUGCGACGCUCGAGGGCAUGUCGGCCGGAUUCCAGUUGCUUACCGAGCUUGACCUGUCCGAGUGUCGACUCCUCUCUUCGCUCAAGGGGCUUCCGCCUCUACCAUCAGUCAAGACGCUCCGCCUCCCUGAUGUGGGCAACAGGCUCCAGGAUUUGUCGGACUGGACCCGCUGGAUCCGGGAAUCGCCUCGAUGGAGGAGCUAUGUCCGCCCAGACGGUCGGCUUGCCACGCUCAUGCCGUCCUUGAUUCGACUCCAUGCCUCGUCGGCGCUCGACGGCCUGGACGAUCUUGCCUUAACGCUUGAGUCUGUCAAGACCCUCAGGCUCCGCUCGCUGGGGGCCAAUAACCCGACUAUGCGGCCGCCGCCAAUGCCGAAUCUCGAGGAUGUUUGGAUCGUGGGCUCGGUUCGGAGCCUGGAGUGGAUCGCCGGAUUCUCGGACUGGGCAAAAUAUCUGCAUCUGGAAGAGUCCAAGGAUCUCAAGUCUCUCGCCGGCAUCCCCAGGAUGGCUCGGCUGCAGUCCAUUGUCCUGCCCUCGUCGAUCCGAACCUUGGACGGAAUACCCGAGGGCCUCACAGCCAUGUACUAUCUGGACCUGAGUCGCUGCGAGAGCUUGAAAUCCAUGAGAGGGCUGCCCAAGGCCGCCCAUCUCGACAUUAUCCUGCCCAACUCUGCGCAUUCUCUCGAGCUGCUGCCUGCAGUCAUCGGCAGAGUCAAAAAGCUCCAACUGAGCGGGUCUGUGCAUCUGACCUCGCUAAAGGGCAUGCCUCUCAUGGACUGGCUCAAGGAGCUCAAGCUUCCUGCGUCGAUACAAACCCUCGAAGGAAUGCCGCCGGUGCUUCCUGCGCUUGUCCGACUCAAUCUCUCCAUGUGCACCCAUCUGCAAUCCCUCGCCGGACUUUCUAAUCUUCCUAGCAUGGAGUUUAUUCGGCCUCCGUCCAACCUCCGGUCACUCGAAAUCGCGUCCGUACACUGGGACAGACUCACGAGCCUAUCACUCCAAGUCUGCGAGAAGCUCGAGUCCCUUGAGGGCUUCCCAGUGAUCCCCAAUCUGAAGACGCUGGUGUUGCCGUCAUCGAUCCGGAGCUUGAAGGGACUCCCACCCAUCCUGCCGCGGCUCAGGACUUUGGCGAUACUUCCAUGCCGGACUACCCCUCACAACCGGACUUUGCUCGAGGGCUUUCCACUGAUGCCUGUCCUGGAGAACCUCGAUCUUCGUGCCGACAUCGACAGCUUUCAGGGCAUGCCGCCCACAUUGUCGUCCCUCCGAAACCUCGUCCUGGGUCCAAUGCUGUCCGUGGCCCAGCCGAUCGGACUGUCACGCAUGCCGAACCUGGAGCACCUUUCACUCUCAACGGAAGGAGGGCCCCAGGAUGCAAACAGUAUCGCUGCGUUCAUUCUGUUUCAUCUGCCAAAUGCCCGCAUCACGCAUGUCAUCCAGUCUGGAUACGAUCUUGAGCCGACUCACGAAGAUGGAGGAUCACUAUGA
Molecule: messenger RNA, 2436 nt
Organism: Polychytrium aggregatum
Lineage: Eukaryota; Fungi; Chytridiomycota; Chytridiomycetes; Polychytriales
Exons: 1
Coding region: 1-2436 (811 amino acids)
Source: RefSeq, a predicted model, not a curated record